UUUUGCGCUAUUAUUAAUUUGUUAAAAUGUUCAUAUUAUAGUCUAUUUUUAAUUGUUUAUAAAAGUCCUUGCUGUUUUUAAGUGGCUGAAUUAGUGUGUGUGCGCGCGUGUGUGUGCGUUGGUAGCUGGGUGGGUAUAUAGUUCUGGUCUGAAGUUGACAUACCCCUUGCAGGAGAAAGAGACCCUGUGUAAUCUGUUUAAACGACUUUUACGCAUGUUUUGCAGAGAGAUCAUUUUCACCUUGCUGUUUGGGUCUCUGUCCCACACUGUUACAGUGCAGUAUUGAGAGCGCAAGGGAGAUCGAUUUUCUAUCAGAAACAGUAACUAUAUAAAAUGGACGUCAACACGCAGCACUCUGUGAGGUCAUUUCUCGCUCUCAACAGAGUAGUUGUGAUUGUUCAGUGUUUACCACGGGGCCAAAACAUUCAAGGCCAUGGUGUAUUUUGACUGUUCCUGUAGCAUAAUCUCACCAAACUGUGUGUACACGAGUCCACAGACACUGAGUCUAUUCACAGUUCCAUGCUGUGUAGAUGUUCUGCUCAUCCUCACUGUACCGUAAAGGUCAGAACCUCACAUCUGUAACCUUGUAGCUUUCCUUAAUCAACAUGACUGCAACCAAGCUUGUGUAGCACUACUAUUUUUAGAUCUCCGCCUCUCAAAAGUAUUGUCGCCCUGCGCGGCCGCCUCUCAAAUCUUUUGGCGGCCAGCUCUCAAAUCUGUUGGCGCCCUAUGCGUCCGGCUGUCAAAUCUAUUGGCGCCCUAUGCGUCCGGCUCUCAAAACUAUUGGCGCCCUUCACGGGCAGUUCUCAAAAGUAUUGGCACCCGAUCUGAAUUUUGCCACGGCAAGCACCACUCACAUUUUCUUCAGGAAAUGUACCUUAAAAUAAUAAAAAGUCUCUCACUAGGCUGUGUGUCGAGAUAAACGUGAAAACAUCUUGAGCUUGUGUUCACCACAGACCUUAUUUCCGGCAUUUAACCCAAAACCCCAUUGACGGAAGUGCUAAUACGCUGACUCGUUUCUGGGUUUCACGACUCAUUCCUGCAGCACUCUGUAAGACGGGCUGUUGUUAUCAAACCAUCGAAGUAAGAUAAGCGGCUUUGGUAAUGAUUCUUUAAAUGAACCGAUUCAGAAUCCUCUUCUUGAAUCGUUUGAGUCGUUCUCACUCGGUCAGGGUUGCACGUGUGGGUUGCUUUUCCUGCACGUGUAAUCAGCACGUGUUCACAGACCGUAAAUCCCGACCCCAUGGUAGACACUCGACAGAAAUUUCAUACUAAAGUAAGUAUUUUAUAUUUUCUGGGUCUAAACAGAGCAGAAGUAUUGCUAACGUGUUGUACAGAUUCUAUUGGACUGGUGAACUGUGUGGAUUUGUAUAUUUAACCCAGUUUAAUAUGGCCUGCUUUCUACAGUCAGAGACAAGUAAAUCUGUUCUAAUGUUCAUUUAUUUUCCAUAGAUAAAACACGUUUGUUUACACAUGAAUACGUACUUUAUGCUUUCAGAAUGGUGGAGAUUUGGCUCUUAACUAUGGUUAAGUGGGGGGUACUAUAAAAUGCACAGUUCUGAGACACUAUAUACCUAUACUGUGAAAUCAGUACAUGUGUGUUUAGAAUGAUUAUAGCUUUUGGGGAAAAAACUAUUCUUGAAUCUAUUAGUCCUUGUUCUGAUGCACCUGUAACGUCUCCCUGAGGGCAACAGAUCAGAGCCAGGGUGAGAGCUGUCCUCAAUGAUGGUUUUUCCUCUGCUGAGGCAACGGGGGGUGUAAAUAUCCAUCACGGAGGUGUUGUGGAUAAAAAAUGUCAUAAAAUAAACAUAAGGGAGACCUAGCAUCCAGCAAAGGGGAGAAGAAGAAAAGAUGGGCACCUAGACACAUAGAAGCGGGAUUAGGCGGACAUUGACAAAUUGGAAUUACACUUUAAAGAUCUUUAAGAGCAGUAGUAGUCAAAAAAGUCAAAAAGAGGUAUACGAGCUGAGCUGAGGAGUGCUAAUACACACACACACACACGCUCGUACAGUCAAGGGCGGGCAAGUAGACACAACAUACACACAUGAAUAACUUUAAUAAUCUUAUAGUAAUAGAGAAACUCUCUAUAAAAAAACAGAAUAGUAGGAUAUGCAGGACAGUAUGGAGGAUAUGCAGGAGCUUAAGCUCAUCACUUCUGAGAAUUCUCAUCGGUGUGGAUCUCGUGUGGUGGAACGGAACAAUAAAUCUGGACCCUUGCUUCUUCUCACUCACGGCUGGUGUCUUUUUUUUCUAUCUCCAACUGGGCUCAGAGGUAGAUGUGAGUGUUGGCUUCUAUGUUGAAUUUUAAGUGUUUUUGGGUAAUAGGCUAUAUUUGAGCCAACAGAGGGGAGAGGUAAUAAAUAAACUUAUAAAUGUGAUUACUUGAUGACCGUAGACAGAACUCUAUAAAUGUGAAAUGUUUUGUUGAAGUUCAGAUGAAUCUCUGAUGUACAGAAUAUUCAACAGAGUUCUGCAGAAAGAUUUUGAAUGCCUGUCAUUCACCAGAACAAAUUUGCAGUUGAACAGUCUGUCUAAAAGAAAAAAUCUAAACACACAAUAUAAAAUUCCAGCAGUGUGAAUAAAGCCUUUGUGUUGCUUUUAGCAAACAUGUCUAGUACUCUCGGUUCAAUGUACACAAUUUACCCCAUUUAAAUGCAUUUUGGAAAUUGUUCCACAUGGCCUUAAAGUGUGAAUAUUCACUGUAUGCCAAAUAAGUAAUCAAAGAAUGGAACUGAAUUUUUUCUUCUCUAACGGACCAUUAAUCACAAUUAUAAAAGAUGAUGCAUCAGGUACAAAGUAUCAGGGUUUUUCCCCCUCUUUUUCCCACAAUAGUUGCAUGAUUUUUGCUACACCCUUUCCACCGUGUGUGUGUGUGUGUGUGCACGCGCGCUACAAAUCACUUUGAGGUAAAAAUAUUUUAAGGCAGCCACUUUCACCUUCCUACAACAAUUGGUGACUGGUCUGAGGUGAAGCUUCUUGUCAUGUUACUGUGGUCAUGGAUCACAUUGUGGGGAUCUCUGUAAUGUAACCAUUUCUGUAAUUAUCCUUACCUGCUUUUGUGCUUCUGUGUCUUCUGUUGGUGCUUUAUUCUGCUUUUUAGGACCCGAGCACCGCUGCUGCAAAGCCCUAUUGGAUCUGCUGUUUAUUAUUGGGGCAGUCCACCGAAGGUGCAGCGCUUCCGGUGACCACCGGAGGGUGCAUGCACCGGAGGUGCAGGGCCCUAUUGAUUUUCUGGUGUUUAUUGCAUUCUUGUCGUUUUUAAGGGCCUAAACAUGGCUGAAAACUCCCAAAACUCGGUAGACGCGCCAGCACCAGUGAAAAUGUAACUUACAUUGGGCAUGGGCAUGGUCGAGGAGCUCCUUAGCACCCCUGAAGGCAGGCAAUGGUCGGGAUGAAGUUGCUCCGAUGUGCACGAUUUACCAUAUAUAUAUAUAUAUAUAUAUAUAUAUAUUAGAUAUUAUAUAUAUAUAUAUAUUAGAUAGAUAUGGGGUAAUAAAGUGUAAAAUAUAGAUAAUUCACAAUAAUUUAAUAUCAGAUAUCAGUUAGAUUCAGCUUCGGACACAAGUUCCAGGUACUGAUCGAGAAGGAGUGGAUCAGCUUCGGACACAAGCUGACCUCGCGUGUCGGCCUUGGAGAUGAGAAUCACGCCAACUCGGAACGAUCCCCUCUCUUUGUGCAGUUCAUCGACUGUGUGUGGCAGAUGAUGAGACAGGUCAGCUACUGAUGCUUUACACCACAACACUGUUGAAUUCUCCAAUCUGAUUGGUCAGAAGGCGUUGGAGACAUUUCUGGAACAGCAAGAUUCUGAUUCCAGCUGCAAGGGAAAUUACAGCUUUAUAGUGAUGUGCUCGUUCUCGUUCCUAUAGUAACAGCUCUUUCACAGGGUCUAGUAUGGCGUACGCAAUACAUAUUCUAAGCUUAAUCGUAAACAUAUUAUAAACAUGUCACUUAAAGAAAAAGACGUAUGAUCAUUGUGAUCUAGUUAAGAUUUAUAAGUUAUCUAUUUAUGGAAGUUUUAUGGAAGUAGUCUCCAGUGUCACGGCAGAGAGGACAUUGCACUUUCCAGUUUCUCAGUAACAUUGCAAGUCUUAUUAAUUUCAAGAGUUAGGGGGAAAAAAGAGAGGCUUGUGAGGGAACUAUUGUUUUAUUUUAAUGUUAUAAAGUAAGAGAUCAUAAUGAGAACUAACUCUCUUUUCCAGGACAUUCCAAAUUGUUCUUUGGCUAUGCCCCAUGUUUGUGCAAUGGUUCAGACCGGUUUUUCCUCUUUUCGCAGCUUCAAAAUGGCUUGCUUUUCUCCCAUAGACAGGUCUCUGGUCUUCAUGUCGGUUUAUUCUUUUUAACAACAAAUGCUGUCUCCACAGGUGAAACCCAGGGCUCAAACCAAGAGAAGACAUUCAGAGCUAUUCAUUCUUUAAAGUCCAUUUAACGAGCUGCCUGUUUGGUACAUUCCUCUACAGCAGUGAGCAGGAGAGAAUGGAAAAGGAAGUACAGGGUAAAACGGUCACUGUGGUCCUACGUUAACAGUCAGCCGGAGGACUUCACUAACCCGUUCUAUGUGGACUGUAAAAACCAGGUGCUGUAUCCACUGGCCAGUGUCACACAUCUGGAGCUCUGGGUGGGUUAUUAUGUGCGCUGGAACCCACGCAUGAGACCACAGGUGCUUAUACUGCAAACCACACUCUAUGAAAUUCUGGGGAAAUGCUCAAAAAUAGUGUUUCCAAUAUAUACCAAAAUACCCAGUUACUUGUAUAACUGAACAGUGUCACUUCAGACACAUGAUGAAUGUCUCUUUUUAUUUCUAGAUGUUUCUGGGUUUUAACACCAAGUUUGCUUUAAAAAAACAAAACCAUUUCUAUCAGCACAAAGCUAAAAAAAACACAAAAGCUGGAGUAAUGGGUCGGUAAGCAUAAAAAGUGCCGUACACAGUGGAACUGGACACACGAGGAUCUCUGACACUGUUGACCCUUCAGUGGUUCCAUUUUCAGUUCUAGUUUGUAGGUACAGGUUUCAGUCUUCAACAACAUUGUAGUUUUCUUUUUAAAAUGCACUCCUUGGUUGUGCUCACUGCAUUACAAACUCAAAUCCAACAUUGUGAGAUUAUUUUUUUUUAAGUGUGUUGAAAUGUAGUUUUCUUGUGAUUCCUCUAUAUUCCUGUAUAUUUCAUGAUUGGCUGGUUAGAAAACUACAUGAACGUACAGGUGUUCCUAAUAAAGUGGACGGUGAGUGAACAUGACGUGGCUGAAACGAUUUCCAAAACACUUCAGGAGCAGCUAGCGAUAAAGAUUAAGGUUACACCGGCUUGAUGAUUGAUCUUUUAAUAAUGCUACAUAAAUAAAUAGAAAGCGAAUGGAAUGAUUUAGAAAAUCGGUGUCCCAGAACGAAACUGAUGUUUGUGUGCUUUGUUGAUUUCUUAUGUAGACGCCGCUCCAUCAGAAUUUGAGAGUUAUUGUUUUUGCGUGAAGAACGUGGAGGAGCUCCAGAGAGAGGCCACGUCAUCCUGCUCCAUCUCCUCAUCCUCAGAGCAUACUUCUCCCUCCUCACAUAGUGGAGGCGGUUCAGCUGGACGGAGAGAUCCUGCAUGCGCUGUGAAGCGAGUGUGUUCUAUGGCGUAUCGGCACCUGGACAAGCACAAGAUCGAGCCGGUGCUCUACAUGAUGGAGUGGUUCAUGUGCGCCUUCUCCAGAACUCUGCCCUGGGCCUCGGUCCUCAGAGUGUGGGACAUGUUCCUGUGUGACGGAGUGAAAAUGAUAUUCUGUGUGGGUUUGGUGGUGUUGACGUCCAUGCUGGGUACUCGGGAUAAGCUCAAGGCCUGUCCGGGUCAGUAUGAGACCAUGGAGGUCCUCAGAGCGAUUGAGCCUAGAUACAUGCAGGAGGGCUUCUUCGUGCUCCAGGUUCUGGAGUUGCAGGUAUCGGCACAGGACGUGGAACGUGAGCAACGCACGCAGCUGAAGCGCUGGAAGAAGGAGCACGGCGAGCCCGGCCCCAAACUCCCUCAGAGAAUGCACAGUGCUCGCACCAUCAUGGCCACCGAGCCUCAUACACACCAAGACCUCCGCCAGAAACCCACCAUUAUGGUCCAGUACCCAUCGGUCCCUGAGGAGAAGUCCGAGCCGAACCUCAGGAAGAAGAGAGGGAGCCUGAAGAAAAACCAAGCCCUCAUUCCGAACCCCUAUGCGCUACCUGGCGAGUCUAAACCUAGUCAGAUAUUGGACAUACAGCUUCUGAACCAGGAAAAUCUCAAUCUUGUACUUCCAAAUACACCAUCACAUCCACCACGGCUCCCUACAAUGCAGGAAAAUCAGGUCAAAGAGACGAGCACUUCUACAGAGCGACUCGUGCAGCGUCCUCGAAUUCCUCCAUCGAUAAGAAACUGGCGGAAUCUAUCCCUCUGCAACAUCUAUCCCUCCUUACUGCUCCUGUACACGGAUCACCUUCAGCGUGGCGUCCUCACCUGCUGAAAUGUGCUCCUGUCCAAUCCGGACAACCUGACCAUGAUGAGCUCCCUAAUAAUACAGAAAACUCAGCCACCAUUUUGGAUCCAUCUACACACUCAAGCCCUCUGCUAACGCACAACGCACCUGCCACCCACGACUCGCCUGCUGCUCCCGAGUACAAAAAGAACACUCAUUGAUUUUUUUUUUUUUUGUUGUGCGUGUUAAACAGUGUGAUACGUUGAGGAAUUGAUUAUUGGCACACGUCUACUGAAUAGCAAGGAUUGUUAAGUCUUUAACGUGUGUAAACUAUACUUGUUAUAAACUAUACGUGUUAUAGUUUACACCGGAGGAACUGCAAACAAUCUGAGAGAGGACCACACUUGGUCCAAAAAUGUACACACACUCCACAAAAACUCUGCAGUUGCUGAGGACUGUUUACUCGCUCCAGUCUUCAGAAGGGAAACUACCUACAGAUUCACUUUUGAAAGACUUUCACAGGCAUCACAAACAUUUGUUUAUAUUACACUCGUAUCAAUUUGGCAGAUUUUUUUCUUCUUAAUCCGAAGCAACCACCACUUCUUUGUGUUUGUAUUUCACAAAUUUCCUUACCGCAUCUUACAAGAGCUGCACGACAAUCACAACAAUCCUGUACAAUAGGCACAGCCUUUUCAUUAACAUAACCUCAGUGAAAUAUCCUCUGUCUGUAUACUUUACACGCAAACAAAACAACUCAAGCUGAGAACUUUAUUGCUGAUUCACUUUAUACCACACCGCCUUCUAAUAUAGAUCUGAUCUAUAUUAUAUAUACGUGUACCUUAGAUAACGCCUCUCUGAACGCCAUGGUGGGACGUUCCCGAGUUGAAGUACUGUACAAGUCCUAAGCAUUAGAUCACCCCAAUUACUCUUGUAUACUCUUUCCAUACCAUCGUGAUCUUUGCCUGACGAAGCCAUACACAAAUCAUAAUUGACAUUUGGGGCCUAAUUCUAAAAUCACCACAUACAAAAUGCACAACCAUUUUGUCUUGCUGCCAUCACAAAAUAAUAAUGUUUAAACCUUAAGUAACAGGGUCACAGAGGGUGUAUAUAUUUUUCCACACUACAUGAAGUUUUGGGAUUCUUAUAGACUGUGGAACAGAAGUGUACUCAGUGUGUCUCCGCCGUUUUAUUUCAUAUUGGAGUACAACCAUUUUUCUUUUUUACCAUUAAGGAUGAAACACUUGUUUCUUUUAAAACACCGUCUUUAAAUGUUUUUCUACCUCCUAACUAAACCCUCGGACUUAAGACAGGAUCUUUGGAGUUGUUGACGCCCUGCUCAGGGUUAAACAACAACGUCUUUACAUUACCUUCAUUAAUAAUUUGUCAAUCUAUCCUCUUGGUUUUUUUAUUUUUUUUUUGUAGCAAAAGUCAGGUCCUCUCUCAUUUCAACAGGUCCUCUUGUUGGUGAAUACACAGCAAUCUUCUAAGGGUAUUAGGAUUUCUCGGAGCAGACAUUGUAGCAGAUAGUUGCAGAGUUUCUUCUGUGUUUUAACCACAACGUCUUAACCAUUAUUUUAACACUGAGACACACGACUCCCUUUAAUUCGUUAACAAACACAUUUGUAAGAAUUCUGGUCAGCAAAACCCCCAAAAGAACACCUGUGUGUCUCUCUCUCACACACACACACCCCCGCACACCCACAUGGUCACCAGAGGUCAUAAAUGUACUGCUGGGACACGGGAUGUCAAAGCAUAGACGAAAGCUUAUGUAUUUAGCGACAGUUCUGUGUAAGUAUCCUCGUUGGCGGACCAUUUUCUGAAAUCUCGUUUAUAGUUUAAACAAAAUGCACGACUCUUUUAAAACACCGUCUUUAAAAAAGGUUUUUCACCCUUAAAUUAACCUGGUUAGAAGGUAGGAUAUGUAAUACAUAUUUUCAUUUUCUUCAGGCAUAUUGUCACUUCAGUCUCCACAACAAAUAACACCGAUGGUUUUGAGCUUUCUUUCAGUAAAAGAGAACAACGACAUCAUACAGCCUUGAAGGACUGUAGAAAUUUUUAUUUUAUCAUCCUAAAUGGUUAGGUUUAGAAGGCAUGUAAUACGCGCGUUUCUUAUAAAACACCGUCUUUAAAACGUUUACCUCCUAAAGGGACCUAUUUAGAAGGUAUGUAAAAACUUUUUUUUUUUUUGGAACAUUUCUUCGGGUAUAUCAAUGUUUUAGAGUAUUUAUUUCAGUAAAUUUUCAUUCAAAGUCAUGCCAAUUUCUCAAAAGUGCAAUCAAUAAAGUUUAAUU
This is a messenger RNA of Ictalurus punctatus (channel catfish), 8701 nucleotides long. RefSeq names its product TBC1 domain family member 10A-like. The transcript has 7 exons. Bases 5604 to 6458 code for a protein of 284 amino acids. Lineage: Eukaryota; Metazoa; Chordata; Actinopteri; Siluriformes; Ictaluridae. The record is from RefSeq and is a predicted model, not a curated record.